AUGAGUUUCAAUCUACCCAAUCCAAGCUUGGUGGGUAUAUUGCUCGUCAUUUCAACUCACAGUGGGCCGCAACUCAUAUACAAAUAUCCGUUCAAUUGGACAGACACCUCAUCGUCGACGAAACGCGGGACGGACAACAAAGUUUUCAGUACUUCCGACAAAGAUAAAGACGAGAACCAGCACGAGGAUGACGAAGAUGACGAAUUGUAUGAAUACAAGAGCAAGGUAGGAGACUUGUUGGAAGAUGAAGACGACCAAAAUAUUCUCAAUGAACAGAACGCCAACCACCGGGGCGCCUACGGCUUGAACUUGAAAGCUUGGGACUUUGACCACUCCCACUUCUAUUUGGGAACAAAGCUCGAAUUGAAGAGCUUUUUGGACGAGCAAAACAUAGCUCGAACCAAGUUGUUACUGAAAAGGAAAGCUCUUCCUGCAAAGAAAGAGUCUGCGCUCCGGAAUUUUGGACACGGCGAUCCGAGGCUUGGAGCUGCUGAAGACGGAGUGGAGAAGCGGACCAAAGUGAGCGCCGGCGAGAUCAAGGCCGCCGACCGCCGCUCAAAUAUAAGCGAUCAGUUAUUUGGGAUCGACCCGGCCUAUCUCUGUGAAAUGUUGUCUCCUCCGCGAGAAAUGUGUAACACCAGGUUUGAACUAGCCGUAGAGGACAAGGUAUUCCUCGGGUUGCCUGUUCACAAAAACAGCAAUGGUACAUGGAGGUCUGCGUCUAGCAAAAAAAGCGGCGGGCAUGGGAAGAAGAGGAAGAAGGACAAGGAGAAGGAGAAGGAAAAGGACAAGGACAAGGACAAGGACAGGGACAAGGACAAGGACAAGGACAAGGACAGGGACAAGGACAGGGACAGGGACAGGGACAGGGACAAGGACAAGGACAAUGACGACGGGAACGAAAAUGAGAAUGACAAUGAAGAGCAGCGAAGCAAAAAUGCGCAGGGCAACGGCAAGCUGUCCUCGUCAACCAUCAACUUGAACAUGUUUCACGUGGCAUUUGUGAUGAACCCGCCGCCUGUUGAGCUGAAUUACCGCAUCGACGAAAUGUUCCAGCACGUCAUUUCCAAAUUGUCGCUCGCUCUCAAGCAUGCACAGCAAAAGCACGAUUUCAUGGGAGAACAAGUCAAGCAGAUUCUCAAGAUGAGAGAUGAAAACGUUGACGAGUUUACAAUGCUUCAGCGCUCGUCGCUUUGCAAAAUGAUCUUCAACUGCUAUGAGGCUAUCGGGUCGUCCAAGAUUGCCAACUUGCUCAUCGACACAAAGACCAUGUCCUUUCAAAUACCAAUCAAGUCGGAGUUUCCCUCGUUGCCCAAGCCUUCGGUGCCUUUUAUCCCCGGGGCCUACCUUUCGUCAACUGUGAACUUGCUAAGCAGCAACGGACUUAUAAACGUAGGACAGUCAACACGGUACGGCCAGUCCCACGACACGUUGACCCAGGUCGACGGGGACGAGGAAGACCUUAUUGUCCACUUUGCACUUUUACUACUCGAUGACCCCGAGAAUAUCAUCCGGGAUAUGAAAACUGCCAACGACUCCAUGUUGGCCGAGUUUAUCAAGCUGAUCAAGCCCACGGAAUCCUUGAUCAAGUUGACGGUCAGGAUUCCGAGCUUUGACAUCAGACACGUUCGAGAACUCGCAUUCCAGUUGAUCUACUGGAGGCGAGCAAGGGUCAUUCCGCCGCUAUCCGCGCGGUCCGUUUACGUGCUUUCGCCGAUGGCUCCACUAACUACCAAGUUGUUCAACGAUACCCUAGCUUUUAAGGAAAAAUUCUCCAUGUUGCCAUCUUUGCCGCAUUUCCUCAAACUCCUUUCGCCCCACUUUCGCAAACCACAGCAGUUUGCUUCGAUCAUUCCUUCUCGCGAUCAUCGACAUAGCUAUUUGCAGGCGCUCGGCUGGUUGCACCGGUUUGGCUACGUGACCCAGCAGCUAACAUUCAUCUGGCUCAAGAUCUCAAAGGCUAUAAGAAUUAAAGUGGAGGAAGACAUUGAGAAUGAAAACAUUUCGAAACGGGGCAAGAAAGGUAAAAGCAUAGAGAGCAAGGGCGAGAGCACCGAUAAUACCUCGAAGGUUGUGGAAAAAAAGUUUGUCCCCAGCUCAGAUAACGUUAUAUCGCGCCCUGAAGCUGAUUCGUAUUCCAAGUCUUCAGGAAACGAGUUGGCUGAGCACUUGAAAAAGGCAUCCACGGUGACCAUGGUUGAGGAUGACGACGUGGUCAUCUUGGACCCGGGGAGAGCGUCUACUCUUGAACGACGGUGGAUCAACGAGGUGAUUUUCGAAUGCAAAUUAUCUAUGGAACUCACUGCUGUUUUUUACAAGUUGUUGAAGUACAUGAAUGGCGAAAACCCGCUUGAGUUGCUCCUUAUGCGAGAAAACGUCACCCGAGCUGACCUCAAGAAGAUUUUGUAUGCCAUUGAGUACCACAUCACCUCCGUUCGACACUGGUGA
This is a messenger RNA of Lodderomyces beijingensis, 2448 nucleotides long. The record is from the annotation of a GenBank genome assembly. Lineage: Eukaryota; Fungi; Ascomycota; Pichiomycetes; Serinales; Debaryomycetaceae.